Messenger RNA from Homo sapiens (human), 473 nucleotides. RefSeq names its product H2B clustered histone 7 (gene H2BC7). NCBI's taxonomy places the organism in Eukaryota, Metazoa, Chordata, Mammalia, Primates, Hominidae. The transcript has a single exon. Bases 44 to 424 code for a protein of 126 amino acids. Gene Ontology annotation, cellular component: nucleus; chromosome; nucleosome. The record is from RefSeq and is marked reviewed. Gene Ontology annotation, molecular function: protein heterodimerization activity; DNA binding; structural constituent of chromatin.
ACUUGCAUUUCUCUUUAGGUUGUGGACGAAGUGUUUAUUUAUCAUGCCUGAACCUGCUAAGUCCGCUCCUGCUCCAAAAAAGGGCUCCAAAAAGGCGGUGACCAAGGCGCAGAAGAAGGAUGGUAAGAAGCGCAAGCGUAGCCGCAAGGAGAGCUAUUCCGUGUACGUGUACAAGGUGCUAAAGCAGGUCCACCCCGACACCGGCAUCUCAUCCAAGGCCAUGGGCAUCAUGAACUCCUUCGUCAACGAUAUCUUCGAGCGCAUCGCUGGCGAGGCUUCCCGCCUGGCGCAUUACAACAAGCGCUCCACCAUCACCUCCAGGGAGAUCCAGACGGCCGUACGCCUGCUGCUGCCCGGGGAGCUGGCUAAGCACGCCGUGUCAGAGGGCACCAAGGCCGUCACCAAGUACACCAGCUCUAAGUAAUUCUAACGUCUUCAUACCCAAUCCCAAAGGCUCUUUUAAGAGCCACCCA